CGCGCGCGCGUGCCCACCAACAGGGAAGCGAAGCGCAAGUCGAGCAGGACCCCGUACACUAGCGCAGUCUACAAGUCGAGGAGAUUUCGACCCACUACAUCCAUUUCUCCCCUAUCAUGACCGAGUCAUCGGAUUCAGAUGGCAAGGAGGGCGCGCGGGGAUUCGCCAGGCAGGGCGCGCUGAGGCAGAAGAACGUGCACGAAGUGAAGGAUCACAAGUUCAUCGCGCGCUUCUUCAAGCAGCCGACCUUCUGCAGCCACUGCACCGACUUCAUCUGGGGUUUCGGCAAACAAGGCUUCCAGUGUCAAGUGUGCUGUUUUGUGGUUCACAAACGCUGCCAUGAGUUUGUUCACUUCUCCUGCCCAGGGUCCGACAAGGGCCCUGCAUCAGAUGACCCUCGCAAAUAUCAUUCGUUCAAGGUACACACAUACACCAGUCCCACAUUCUGUGACCACUGUGGAUCUCUACUGUACGGCCUCAUACACCAAGGGAUGAGAUGUUUGAAUUGUCUGAUGAAUAUUCAUAAGCGAUGCUUUAAGCAUGUUCCCAGCCUGUGUGGAACAGACCACACUGAGAAGAGAGGGAGGCUGCAUUUCUCUGCUAGUAUCACAGGCAAUGUUCUCAGUGUGUCCGUCAAGGAGGCUCGUAACUUGGUGCCAAUGGAUCCAAGCGGCCUGUCAGAUCCAUACGUGAAGCUCAAAUUAAUUCCAGACCCAAAGAGCGAGAGCAAGCAGAAGACCAAAACCAUAAAGGGCUGCCUCAAUCCGGUCUGGAACGAAGACUUCACCUUUGCCCUCAAAGACACGGAUAAAGACAGGCGCCUGUAUGUGGAGGUGUGGGAUUGGGAUCGGGGCACCAGGAAUGACUACAUGGGCUCCAUGUCUUUUGGCAUCUCUGAGCUGAUGAACCAAAGUGUGGACGGAUGGUUUAAGAUUCUCGCUUGUGAGGAAGGGGUCUUUUUCAACGUUCCUGUUUAUGUAGAUGAAGAGGAGGGCAACAAGGAGCUGAGUAAGAGAUUUGAGAGAGCCAAGAUUGGCCCGGGCACUAAUAAUACAGAUGGCGCUUCAAAAAAUGACCUCUCCAAAUAUGAUGCCAAUGGCAACCAAGACCGCAUGAAGCUCGCAGACUUCAACUUCAUCAUGGUGCUCGGCAAAGGCAGCUUUGGCAAGGUGAUGCUUGCGGAGCGUAAAGGUUCAGACGAGCUGUACGCAGUGAAGAUCUUGAAGAAGGACGUGGUGAUUCAGGAUGAUGAUGUGGAGUGCACCAUGGUGGAGAAGAGAGUUCUGGCUUUGUCUGGAAAACCACCGUUCCUCACGCAUCUCCACUCCUGCUUUCAGACGAUGGACCGUCUUUACUUCGUGAUGGAGUAUAUCAGCGGUGGAGACCUGAUGUUUCAGAUACAACAAACGGGAAAGUUUAAGGAGCCCCUCGCUGUGUUCUAUGCUGGAGAGAUUGCCAUUGGCCUGUUCUUUCUUCAUUCUAAGGGCAUUAUUUACAGAGAUCUGAAGCUGGAUAAUGUGAUGUUGGACUCUGAAGGCCACAUUAAGAUUGCAGAUUUUGGCAUGUGCAAAGAGAACAUGUUUGAUAAAGACACAACAAAAACCUUCUGUGGCACUCCAGAUUACAUCGCCCCAGAGAUCAUUGCAUAUCAGCCGUAUGGAAAGUCUGUUGAUUGGUGGGCUUAUGGAGUUCUCCUGUAUGAAAUGCUGGCAGGACAGCCUCCUUUUGAUGGUGAGGAUGAAGAUGAGCUGUUCCAGUCCAUCAUGGAGCAUCACGUGUCUUACCCCAAAUCCAUGUCCAAAGAAGCAGUCGCCAUAUGCAAGGGGCUGAUGACCAAGCAUCCCGGUAAACGUCUGGGCUGUGGACUGGAGGGUGAACGGGACAUUAAAGAGCAUGCUUUCUUCCGUUUCGUGGACUGGGAAAGACUGCAAAACAAGGAAGUUCAACCUCCAUACAAACCCAAAUCUUGCGGUCGAGACGCAGGGAACUUUGAUCUUUUUUUCACUCGUCAUCCUCCAAUCCUGACCCCUCCUGACCUGGAAGUGAUUCAAAACCUGGACCAAGAGGAAUUUCGAGGCUUCUCAUACGUUAAUACAAAAUUUGCAUCGAUGAAAUCCAAGUAGCCAGUUUUAGCCAAGCACAAUAUAUAUAGGGACCAAUGAGAUUAUAGAUACUGAAAUGACAGAGUUUGAAUGAGCCAAUGAGAGUUUGACCUGACUGUUGGAGGAACGGAGGUAAUUUCUAUAUCUAUAUUGUUCUUCCUUAUUAUUUCUGGUUUGAUUUAAAAAGGAUAAAGGGAAGAGAUUAAAGGAACUUGUAAAUGAACUUACAAAGAGUUAGUGUGUAGCAAGAUUUGGACUGUAUACUUGUAUAUCAUAGACUGUAGUCUAAAAACAACAACUAAAGUAUCUGGGUGACUCUAGUGUCCAAGUCACAUUUCACCCAAUAUUAAAAAUAGAGAUAUAAAAA
This is a messenger RNA of Danio rerio (zebrafish), 2469 nucleotides long. It is a transcript of the gene prkcba, whose product is annotated as protein kinase C, beta a. The record is from RefSeq and is marked provisional. Gene Ontology annotation, cellular component: cytoplasm; membrane. Gene Ontology annotation, biological process: positive regulation of signal transduction. Gene Ontology annotation, molecular function: diacylglycerol-dependent serine/threonine kinase activity; zinc ion binding; nucleotide binding. NCBI's taxonomy places the organism in Eukaryota, Metazoa, Chordata, Actinopteri, Cypriniformes, Danionidae.